This is a messenger RNA of Empidonax traillii (willow flycatcher), 517 nucleotides long. Its product is annotated as cysteine sulfinic acid decarboxylase-like. The transcript is spliced from 4 exons. Gene Ontology annotation, cellular component: cytoplasm. NCBI's taxonomy places the organism in Eukaryota, Metazoa, Chordata, Aves, Passeriformes, Tyrannidae. The record is from RefSeq and is a predicted model, not a curated record. Gene Ontology annotation, biological process: carboxylic acid metabolic process. Gene Ontology annotation, molecular function: sulfinoalanine decarboxylase activity; pyridoxal phosphate binding. The annotation marks the transcript as partial.
AUGGGACCCCCCCCCCAAAACCUGCCGGGUGGCCCCGGUGCUGGUGCUGCUGGAGGGAUUUGGGAUGCUGAGGUUCCGGGGGGGGGGAGGAUUUUGGGGUUCGGGGGCAGGUUUUCGGGGUGCAGAGGACCCCGAGGGAGGGGUGGGGACCCCCCAAAAUCCUACCGUGCCCCCCCUAGGUACACGUACGAGGUGGCCCCGGUGCUGGUGCUGCUGGAGGAGCAGGUCCUGGCCAAGCUCCGCGAGCUCGUGGGGUGGAGCGACGGCGACGGGAUCUUCGCUCCCGGGGGCUCCAUGUCCAACAUGCUGGCCAUGAACGUGGCGCGAUUCCGGCGCUUCCCGGAGAGUCGGAGCAGAGGGAGCCGCGACCUCCCGCGCCUGGCAAUCUUCGCCUCCAGGGAGAGCCACUACUCGAUCCUAAAAGGCGCCGCUUUCCUGGGAAUCGGCACCGACAACGUUCACCUCGUGCCCACGGACGAGCGGUGGGUGAGGGGACCCCCCUGGGACCCCCGGCACU